Messenger RNA from Pectinophora gossypiella (pink bollworm), 3985 nucleotides. RefSeq lists its product as uncharacterized. Gene Ontology annotation, molecular function: GTPase activator activity. Gene Ontology annotation, biological process: regulation of autophagosome maturation; activation of GTPase activity. The coding region runs from base 150 to 3395 and encodes 1081 amino acids. The record is from RefSeq and is a predicted model, not a curated record. Gene Ontology annotation, cellular component: autophagosome. Lineage: Eukaryota; Metazoa; Arthropoda; Insecta; Lepidoptera; Gelechiidae. The transcript has 7 exons.
UUGUCAGAUUGCAAUUUUGUGAUGUGAGGUUUGUGUUGAACUCAUUCUAGAUAUAUUCAAUAUUUUCCUUGUUAACAUGUGAGAUGUCUAGCAAUAUAAACAGUACACUUUCAUAGAGAGCCUAUAAACAGCAAAAGUAAUGUAAAAUCAUGUUUGGGUACAGUAAAGAAGCAGUUAGAGUGAAAGUCAAGAAAUGUGAAGGUAAACUCCAACCGGAGUUGAGGAAGUUUUCAGUUGACCCUCAAAUAACUUCCUUGGAAGUGUUGCAAAGCAUUUUGAUAAAAGCAUUUGACAUCAAGUCAGAUUUUACACUAUCAUAUCGAAGUGUAGAUGACUAUGGACAAGAGAUAUAUCUGCCACUACUCUCUGAUUGGGAUUUGGAUGCUGCUUUUCUCAAGGCACAUAAUAUAGCUUUAACUCAAAGAUCAGAGCCAUGUUGUCAGUUAAAAGUGGAGAUGAAGCCAUUUGCAGAGGCCUCAGAAGACUGGGAGCCUCCAUCUGUGGCAUCUGUCAACCCCACAGCUCCAGUAGCAACCCAGAACCUCAGAGAACAGCCAACUGUAACCCCAGCACCACAACAAUCAGAGAAGCAAGAGAUUCAAACUGGAUUUCAAGGACUGAUUAUGAAUCAGAUGGAAAAGACGUUUAAUAUAGUGUCAAGAGCCCUGAACUUGUAUGAAGACCCCAACACACCUCCUAGGGCUCCACUCAGUGACAUUGAGUUCCGUACAUUCCUGGACACAGUCGGGCAAAUCACCAACACCACUAAACUGAGAGAAGUCAUCUAUUGUGGUGGGAUUGACCCAAGCUUAAGGAAAGUUGUGUGGAAACACAUACUCAAUGUUUACCCAGAAGGGAUGACGGGCAGAGAGAGAAUGGACUACAUCAAGAGGAAAGCUAAUGAAUAUUAUGCCCUUAGAGCAUGCUGGAAAGACUGUAUACAGAAGGGAAAGGUGAAUGCUGACUUAGCUUACGUUACGAGUAUGGUUCGCAAGGACGUCUUAAGAACUGACCGCCAUCACACUUUCUAUGCCGGAAGCGAUGACAACCAGAAUAUUGCUUCCUUAUUCAACAUACUUACGACGUACGCGCUGAACCACCCCACAGUAAGCUACUGUCAAGGCAUGUCGGACUUGGCGUCCCCGCUGCUCGUGACGAUGGGCGACGAGGCACACGCCUACAUCUGUCUGUGCGCCCUCAUGACGCGCCUCUACCCCAACUUCCUGCUCGACGGAGAAGCCAUGACGCUCAAAUUCUCACACCUCACCGAAUCACUGCAAGUAUACGACCCCGACUUUUACAAUUACCUAAAAUCACAACAAGCCGACGAUUUACUAUUCUGCUAUCGCUGGCUCCUUCUAGAAAUGAAACGUGAGUUCGCCUUCGACGACGCCCUCAGAAUGCUCGAAGUGUUGUGGGCGUCUCUACCGCAAAGAACUCCGACGACGGAGUUGUCCUUGAAAGAGAAAGAGUUCGAUCCCGAGGUUGAAGUGGACGACGACCCCCCUCCACUCAGCCCGUUAGUUAAAGCCCCGCGAGAAAACGCCUAUACUAAAGUAUGUGCAAUGAGACGACAGAGUUCCAGUUUUAGCUUGGCAAACGUCAAAGCGCCUAAACUUGCGACUUGUAAACAAAUGAAUCACAGUCUCGAUGAGAACGUCACGCGCCAGGACACCAGUGACGCGUCUCUGAAACAUUGUAAGGAAAAAUUUCAGAGCUUAGACGACGCAUCCUUACAGUCACAAAAUACGAAACCAGACAAAGUUACUGAAAAAAGUAAGGAAAACAAUAAAGUGAAGGAUAGAGAUGCUAAAGUUCAUACAAGGAGAAAUAUGAGAAGUGUUCCUGAACAUGGCAAAGCCGUGGAUCCCCGCGACGCGGCCACGCCGGCGUGGUCCAGCACCGGGAGCUUGAUGAACGGUAAUUCACAAGCUGAAAAAGAAACCCCUUUAGGCAAUCAAAUAAGAAUGUUGAGAGACAAAAUAUCUGUCCAUAAUAACAAAUUCUUCUCAUCAUUAGAUAAACUCGACGAUCCAUCUGGCGGAGAUCCCAAUAGACCGCAAGUUAAAAUGAUAAAAAAUUUGAAUGAAUUCCUCAAUUUCGCAACAGGAAGCAAAACUGCCCCGCAAAAUGAUAAACUACAGAGAACUCGUUCUGUUAUUGAAAAAUCCUCGAAAGAUUGUCCGCGAAUAAUGUUAACUAAAACCUCGUUCGAUGAAAGUGAUUUAGGCUCGCCAGGUGACACCAAAGACCACAAAUUAAAUAGGAUCAAUAAAAACGAUAAUUUAGAUGCCAAUGACAGCAGCAGCCCGGAUGACUCGCAAGAAUAUUACCCGAUGACUACGUCCAUGACAAGAGAGUUAAGACUUGAGUUAGAGCAUUUAGACCGCCAGGUGUUUGGACCCUCGUACGUGAAUCGAUGCAGUGUAAUCUGCGAUUCACCAUCCGAUUCUACUAGUACUGAAGAGAAACCCACAAACGAUAUUACAGAAGUAAAACAAGAAAUCACUGAGAAUUUAGAUACACAUGCAAUCGCUCCAGAAAUAGGAGAAGCAAUUAAAAAAUCACCAUUACUAGAAACUGUGAAGUCGAACGCGAGGAGUGCCGAAGAUAUUUACUUAUGGGAAAACCCGCUUCAUAGAAACACACCUACGAUACGAACGACGGCCAGCUGCCCGCAGACCCCCGACGAGCAAGCCGAGCUGGACUUCGACGGCGACACCGGGGAGAUAUUCGAGGAACACUCGGGAAAAAAGUCCAUUACACCGAUACGGUUACUGCGGAAAAACCAAUCACUAGAACCCCAAGAACUCCUGCGCGAGUCCAAACAUUCCAGCACACAUUCCAGCGAGUCAGACUCCUCCGAUAAAGACUUGACCGUACCUACACAAACGGUCUAUACGAGAAGCAAUCAACAGGAAGCGGCAAACAUGUCACGAUCUCACAACUUCUUCUCGAGCAUGUCGCAAGAACUGGAGAACGCAAGGAAGAAUUGCGAGUCACUUUUGAACGCGAAGCAGCCGCAUUUGCAUAGCGUGGCGACGACGAUUAAUAACUUCCAGAAGAAGUACGAAGCAUUUAAGCCUCCGGUGCAGAGGGGCGGGUGUGGGCCUGGCGGGGCGGGGGACGGUGCGGUGAGGUUCACGGUGGGCGGGUUGCCGCCGCCGGGCGCCUUCGGCGGCGGGAACCCCUUCCUCAUGUUCCUGUGCCUCACCGUGCUGCUGCAGCACCGCGACUACAUCAUGAGGAACCGCAUGGACUACAACGAGCUCGCCAUGCACUUCGACAAGAUGGUGCGCAAACACAACGUGAACAGGGUACUCAACCAGGCGCGGCAGAUGUACGCUAUGUAUUUGAAGCAGCAGGCACAAAAGACUGGCGAUAUUACUACUUAAUAUUUAAUGUAAGUAAAAUAUGAAAAUCUCUUGAAAUAAUUCUAGAAGUUGCUCAGGAAAUAGUAUUUUCGCCAUACAUAAAAUCAUUUGAGAUAUAAUCACGCUAGGCUAAGUCUAAUCACUAAGUCCUAUUACUCAUCGAAUUCGCGUGACACAAAUAAAUAUAAAGCCAGUUCUGCAUUACCCCGCCAGGCACGGCUUGGAUUCACGCCGAAUGAAUUAAGAAAGUCGAUCGCUUACUAAAGCAUUUGAAGCAACUGAACAAGUAUUUAAUUUCACUCAUUCCAAAGAGUUUAUUUUUAAUAAUAAUAAAAUGUGAUAUUUUUCUUUUUAUUUAUCUAGUCUACUAAUACUUCCUUAUACGUCUUUAUUAUUACAUGAGGAUAAUUUGACAGCUGUAUAUUUUGAAAAGCUUGAAACCAAUGCAAUAUUUAUUCUAUAAGAUCAAACUAUAUUCAAAAUUAAGCAGUUAUAUAAUAUUUUAUAUGUAUUGGCCUAUACAGUUACAUUACUUAAUCUUUUAGAAUAUAAUGUACCUACCUAAUUAAUUAUGCGUAUUUUAGUGUGUAAAUAAAUGAAAUUACUCAAUA